AUGAGGUUCCUCUUCCUCCUACUGCUGUUACAGUGCAUUCCCAACUCAUUCUCUGCCAAAUCAGGCCGAUUGCCGGAAUACCAAGCACUCAUUUCCCUCAAAUCCGCCAUCUCCGACGACCCACAGUCCUCCCUUUCCACCUGGGACCUUUCUACCAGCCACUGUACUUGGUCCGGUGUCACCUGCGAUUCUAGACGCCAUGUUAUCGAUCUCGACAUCUCCGGCCGCAAUCUCACCGGCACUCUCUCCUCCGACAUUGGUCACCUCCGCAGCCUCGUUAAUUUCACCAUCGCCGCCAACAACAUUGGUGGCCCUAUUCCACCGGAGAUCGCUUCCAUUUCUGGCCUCCGCCUCCUCAAUCUCUCCAAUAAUAUUAUUAAUGAGACAUUCCCACCGGAACUUUCUGCGCUUAAGUCUCUGCAAGUGCUUGACCUUUACAACAACAACAUGACCGGCGACCUGCCACUCGCCGUCUCCGAAAUGACCAACCUCCGACACCUCCAUCUCGGCGGAAACUACUUUUCUGGCGUUAUUCCGCCGGAGUACGGACGGCUUCCUUUUCUUGAAUACUUGGCUGUCUCUGGGAACGAACUCACAGGCUCUAUUCCUCCCGAAAUCGGAAACUUAACAAACCUCCAACAGCUCUACAUUGGGUACUACAAUGGUUACACCGGUGGUAUUCCUCCAGAAAUCGGUAAUUUAUCAAGCCUCAUUCGCCUCGAUGCUGCCAACUGUGGUCUCUCCGGUGAAGUUCCUCCGGAAAUCGGGAAGCUUCAAAACCUGGACACGUUGUUCUUGCAAGUGAACGGACUUUCUGGAUCUCUAACGAAGGAGCUUGGAAGCUUGAAGAGUUUGAAAUCCAUGGAUUUGUCAAACAAUAUAUUCACCGGAGAAAUUCCCCCCUCUUUUGCAGACCUCAACAAUCUCACCUUACUCAAUCUGUUCCGAAACAAACUCCACGGAUCGAUUCCUGAUUUCAUCGGCGAACUGCCGGAGUUGGAGGUAUUACAGCUCUGGGAAAACAACUUCACCGGAAGCAUUCCUCAAGGCCUUGGCAAGAACGGAAAGCUACAGAUCCUUGAUCUGUCUUCCAACAAAUUAACAGGUUCACUUCCUCCCAAUCUAUGCAAUGGAAACAAACUCGAAACGAUAAUCACUUUGGGAAACUUUUUAUUUGGUCCGAUUCCGGAGUCUCUUGGUGAAUGCCAAUCGCUGAAUCGAAUCCGAAUGGGAGAAAAUUUCCUCAAUGGUUCAAUUCCAAAAGGGCUUUUCAGUUUGCCUCAUCUCUCACAGGUUGAACUUCAGAACAAUCUUCUCUCCGGUGAAUUCCCGGUUACCGAUUCUGUUUCAGCGAAUCUCGGUCAGAAGCUUUUACUUGAUGGUAACAAGUUUACCGGCAACAUUCCCGGCGAAAUAGGCAAACUACAGCAACUAUCCAAGAUCGAUUUCAGCCACAACAGUUUAUCCGGCGAAAUCGCUCCUGAAAUCAGCCAGUGUAAACUUUUAACAUAUGUCGAUCUCAGCCGUAACCAGCUCUCCGGCGAAAUCCCAACCGAAAUCACAGGCAUGCACAUUCUAAAUUACUUGAACGUCUCUCGUAAUCAUCUAAUCGGAAGCAUUCCAACAUCCGUAGCGUCAAUGCAAAGCUUAACAUCCGUCGAUUUCUCCUACAACAAUCUCUCCGGUCUUGUCCCCGGCACCGGUCAGUUCAGUUACUUCAAUUACACUUCAUUUUUGGGGAACGCCGAUCUCUGUGGACCAUAUUUAGGACCUUGUAAAGAAGGAAUCGCAAACGCCACCCAUCAACCACAUUCAAAGACAUCACUUUCCGCCUCUGUAAAACUUCUUCUCGUUCUUGGCCUACUCUUCUGUUCCAUCGCCUUCGCCAUUGCAGCAAUCAUCAAAGCUCGAUCUAUCAAGAAAGCUUGUAAAGCUCGAUCAUGGAAGCUUACUGCUUUCCAACGCCUAGAUUUCACUUGCGAUGAUGUUCUCGAUUCUUUAAAGGAAGAUAACAUCAUCGGAAAAGGAGGAGCGGGGAUUGUUUACAAAGGCGCCAUGCCCAACAAUGAGCUUGUGGCGGUGAAAAGAUUGCCGGCCAUGAGCCGUGGUUCUUCUCACGACCAUGGAUUCAAUGCCGAGAUUCAAACCCUAGGAAGAAUCAGACAUCGACAUAUCGUGAGAUUAUUAGGGUUUUGCUCCAACCAUGAAACUAAUUUGUUAGUGUAUGAGUAUAUGCCAAAUGGGAGUUUGGGUGAAAUGCUUCAUGGGAAGAAAGGGGGACAUUUGCUUUGGGACACAAGAUAUAAAAUCGCUAUUGAAGCUGCAAAGGGUCUUUGUUAUCUCCACCAUGAUUGCUCACCAUUAAUCCUCCAUCGUGAUGUCAAAUCAAACAAUAUACUUUUGGAUUCCAAUUUUGAAGCCCAUGUCGCCGAUUUUGGUCUUGCAAAGUUCUUGCAGGAUUCCGGCACCUCAGAAUGUAUGUCUGCCAUUGCCGGUUCUUAUGGCUACAUCGCCCCAGAAUAUGCAUACACACUUAAGGUUGAUGAAAAGAGCGAUGUGUAUAGCUUUGGUGUGGUUCUUUUAGAACUUGUAACAGGAAGAAAACCAGUUGGGGAAUUUGGAGAUGGUGUUGAUAUUGUGCAAUGGGUUAGAAAGAUGACAGAUGGAAGCAAAGAAGGUGUUAUGCAAAUCUUGGAUCCAAGACUUUCAAGUGUUCCAAUUCAUGAAGUAAUGCACUUGUUUUAUGUUGGAAUGUUAUGUGUUGAAGAACAGGCGGUUGAACGUCCGACAAUGAGAGAAGUUGUGCAAAUGUUGACGGAGCUCCCAAAGCCGCCCAAUGCCGCCGUCACCACCGCCUUAGCUCCGCCAUCGCCCACCAUGGAAGAUGGCAAAGAGAAGCAAGAGCCGGCUGAUCUUUUAAGCAUAUGAAGGAAAGAGUAAAGGUGUUUGAGUUGGUUAAUUUGGGGUUAGGUUUGGUUUUUUGUUCUUUUUUAAUGUUUAGGGGGGAGGGAAGGGUUUUUAGUUGUAAGUGUUAAGGAUGUUUUUGUUAUGUUUUAGAAAGUAAUUUGUGAAUAGUAAGAUUGGUUGGGG
Lactuca virosa is the source of this 3090-nucleotide messenger RNA. Lineage: Eukaryota; Viridiplantae; Streptophyta; Magnoliopsida; Asterales; Asteraceae. The record is from the annotation of a GenBank genome assembly.